AUGCCCGUCAUAGAGCGGUCUGCAGCUAUCCUGGAGCCCUGCAGCCUCCAUAAAACCCUUUCGACGGUCCGCACGGCUCGCCAGCUGCAUGCAGCCUUCUGGCGCCAUGGAGCUGCCGAGCUCGAACUUCUGAGCGCUGGACAGAUGCUCCCCGGCGAUCUCCUUUCGACCCCUUCCGAUGCAGGUCCAGGCAGGCCCGACGGGCCCUCGAUGGCCUCCAUUCUACCCUUUGACUUCCUCUAUCCUCAGAAUUCCGCGGGCCUUCGCCAGCGGCUCUACUCCAGUCCUAUCACAGGGGUAUGGGAACAAUCAGAGCGUUUGAGGCGCCCUUAUGCGUCAGCCCGAAUUGAUGCCCGAGCCUACACCGACCAUGCAGCCGAGAAACCAGCGGAUGAUUCUAUAAUACCCCAUCAAGAGGACGCCACAGAGGGGCUGGACGAGUCUGAGCAAAAGUCAGGGGCAAUUCAUGAAGACCAAUCGCAAAAUUCUAUCCAUAACGAUGACGAGUCUCCCGAGAACUUUGACUCGCGCCCAGAUGUCCCCAUGGAUGCUCAGCAUGCAGAAGAUAGCGCCGAUCCCAACACAACCGAGUCGGACUGGGUUGAAGUGUAUGAGGAGGCAGAGGCACGCGCGCCAGAAGCCCCGAGAGAUGAUAAGGACCGCCAACCGAAAGUCAAGAAUUCUGCAACGCCAUCGCAAAGAAAAUCCAACACAGGCAAGGAAGCAGGCGAAUACUACCCGAUAAUAGCACAUGAACAGGCCACUCUGGGUAGAACUCCAUAUGGCGUUGACAAACGUCUUGUCGAACGAGCAUUGGCCACUAAGAAGAAAACUGGCGUGUUGCCAAACGCUUUGGAAGAAGACCUCGGAUCAACCAAUUAUGGCACAAUAUCAAGACAUGCCAAAUCUUGGACCGAGGCAGACAUGAAGGUCAGCUUCGACGAGCUGGAUCUUCUUUGGGAGGUAUUCCAAAACCUCCCAGCGGAAGAACAGUAUGAACGCGCACAUAAACUAGUUCUUGAUCUAUCGCAGUCUCAGAGACUCGCCGACUAUUGGAGAAUUACUCAGGUCUUCCCUCUGAUCCGCGAAAACGUUUUCGAGGAGUCCAAAGUGGACGUCCGCCAGACAGCAGCCUACGUGAGGGCCGCCAUCAGGGCAUAUUACGCCCUUGGAGACAGUGAAGCGGGCAUGGAAAUCUAUAGGUCCUGGAUCAGUGUGAAAAGACGGCCUGUAGGGUUUGGAUACCCGGCUGCCGAAAUCAUUAAAGCCGCAGACUGGGCGCGGCUUGCAGAACUGUGGCAAGAGUAUUUCUAUCACAACUAUAACCAUUGGACGCCUGAAAUUCAUCAGAAGGAUUCAGAGCCAUCCCUGGCUCUUGCUUUGUACCCACAACAGCGUAUUUACCGAAGCGUGGAAGUCGAACAGACGGAAGCGCAACACAUAUACUCCAUUCCCGGUUUCAAGGACAAAUUGCUACAGUUGUUCGACUAUGUCUUUGACAAAGACACUCCUGACCGGCAGAAAAAGCCCUUGGAGUCGUUCUUGACCCUCGCCAUCCGAUGGGUCCUUCCGCAAUACAGACCUCGGGAUGCUUUUCGUAUGGUAAUGAGGCUUGAAGACCUCCGCCUAGGUCAGGAACUCAUAGAAUUGUGUGUCCAGAGGGGACAGCUGGCCCUGGCCACCCAAGCCUACAUUGAGCUUCGCUUGCUACCUGGUCGGGGGUUACCCGCUCCAGUGCUCAGGCUGUUGAUGAAUGAUAUCUUUUUGCCACAAAAAGACGUGCAAAAGAUGGAACUCGUCAUGCAGGACUGGCUCCGACGGUACUCACGGCUCGAUAUCACGGCCUAUAGGGCCUUUCUCUCGCUGUACGCGGCGGUUGGCGAUGUUGUUUCUUUCAAGCGUACAUACAAUAUGUUUGUCAAAGAAUAUCCCGACUCGGCAUGGGAUGGUGUCUAUGACAUGCUCCUGCUCUACAGACGCCGAGGUGAAACGGCAAUGGUUCAGCAGUUGUUCGACGAGAUGGAGGUGCGUUACAAGAGGAAACCUAGAACCAGACAUUGGAACGUGCUUUUGAGCGCCUACAAGCAUGACCACAACCGUGCCCUACAAGUUUUCGCGGAGCUUUGCGACGCCGUCGAGCCGAAUGACACAAGUUUCUCCAUUAUUAUCAAGAUCUUGGGCCAGAGAGGUGAGCUACAGUUUGUGCGAGAACUCUACCAAAUAGCCCUUGACAGUGGUAUCAAAAUGACACCGCGGAGCAAGGUGGGCUUGGUAGAUGCGCUCUGCCUCAACGACCAGCUUGAUGUAGCCGAACAGGUUUGCAAAGAGGAGACCCUCCAAGCAAAGAACAAGGAGUCACGAUCCAAUGUUCGACCUGUUUGGAACAGGCUCAUCAGACACUUCGCGGUCAGGCGGGAUCUGGUGUCCUGCCACCGUAUCCUCAAUGAGAUGGGGGACAUGAAUGUUGGCUAUGAUCCCAAUACCUACUACUUCCUGUUGAUGGCAUUGGCAUACACUCGUCAAGUUCACCACGGACUCCAUCUCAUUCGGGCAGCACAGGUAGAUGGCUUCUUCAAGCCAACGGGUAAACACUUUCUACUUCUGAUGGCAGGCUUUCUGAGAAACGGCGAGCUGCACAUGGUUGCUAAAGUCGACGAGCUUUUGACAAAUGCCGGCAUACCGAGAUCUUCCAGCACCACGCUCAGGAGUAUCAUGGCAUUGAUGGAGGCAGAAAAGACAGGGUUCAAAGCGCCUAACGGGAAGGCGCUGUCUAGCGACAACCUCCGUGAAGCUUUAAGCAUCUUCACCAAUUUCUUAAGGGAGCGCCAGUCUUCGGCCCGAGAAGGGACGGCCAAUAUCUACCCGAAAGAUGUGGGCAAGCUUCCAACUGACCUGUUUGCGUCCUUGAUCUUCUCUGCCGUAGUCACCCGGCAAGACAAGCGCGUGGCCGACAAGCUCUUGGAGAUCUUCCGGAUGCAAGAAGGAGACAGGGGGGGGACCAGCCAAUUUAGUGACAUCCGAAUGCUGGUGUCCAUCCUCAACUACGAGGCUUUCCAACGCGAUUUUGAUGACGUCAUGUUAAUCUGGGAAACAAUCUUUGAGAUGGCCCGCGAGGCCGGCCGUUCGGCUGCUGCAGACGUCGCCGCAACCGACGAUGCAUCAAGCCUGCGACGCUCGUCGGACCUGAUUGUGCCGGCGUGGAGAUUUGUGCUGGCCGACUCGCUCAAGACGAUGCAACGCCUGCUCGAGGCGCGAGGCGACGUCUCGGAACUCAAGGCGUUGUUCCAGCGCGUCCGCGCCGCAGGAUUCGAGCUGACGGGCCCCAAUUGGAACCACUACAUCCAGGGUCUAGCGCGCAUGGGCGAGUGGCGCGAGGCCUUUACCCUCUGCGAGCGCGUGCUCAUGCCCCAGUGGACCGGCUGGGCUAUGACCGAGGGCCGGAGGCAUGGCGUCAAGAACAAGCUGCCCCUUGAGGUGCGCCGUAUGGGAAGCAGGCUGGACUACCGCCGACCCAUCUCGUAUACCAUUAUCGAGCUGGGCCGACACUACGGCGAACUGAUCAACCUCGGGCCAUGGUCCCGCGAGGCCGACGAGCUGCUCACUUCCAUCAGAGCGGAGUGUCCCACGCUGAUCCGCGCAAUCAGCAGCUUCAGAGGCUCCACUAACCCUGAUCAGAAAGCGAUCCUUGAGGGGAAAGCUUUUGUUUCGAACCAGGCCAAGUGGAGGAAGAGACAGACCGAUUUCAAUUCCCAGAACCUUUCGGGUUCCAACCAGGAAGCAGUCUCCAUUCUGGACAACUUCUUGCCCAAAGAGAUGGCUGAGGUCGAACCCCCUGUGGAGCAGCCUGAUAGCAAUCCCGAUACCGAGGCCAAUACCGAGCCUUAUAUGGGGCCCGAAACGCUAGCCCUGCCCAACCCGGAGACCAUGUGA
Pyricularia pennisetigena is the source of this 3930-nucleotide messenger RNA. RefSeq lists its product as uncharacterized. The record is from RefSeq and is a predicted model, not a curated record. The coding region runs from base 1 to 3930 and encodes 1309 amino acids. The transcript has a single exon. NCBI's taxonomy places the organism in Eukaryota, Fungi, Ascomycota, Sordariomycetes, Magnaporthales, Pyriculariaceae. Gene Ontology annotation, molecular function: protein binding.